Molecule: messenger RNA, 1170 nt
Organism: Bufo gargarizans (Asiatic toad)
Lineage: Eukaryota; Metazoa; Chordata; Amphibia; Anura; Bufonidae
Product: killer cell lectin-like receptor subfamily G member 1
Exons: 9
Coding region: 12-860 (282 amino acids)
Source: RefSeq, a predicted model, not a curated record
GACAGGUCACCAUGGCAGAGAACAUCACCUACGCUGAGAUGAACCUAACCUUCGGCAAAGGAAAAGGACAAGGAAAGACUAAUUCAGUCAAUCUGCAGGAUGAAGAUGUCCAAGUCACAUACGCCGAUAUCAAGAAGCCUCCAGGGAAGAAGAAGGUGAAAUCUUCCAAACAAGAGAAAGAUUCUGCAGGAGGCGAUGACAUCACAGUGACGCGCGCAGCGCUCAAGAAGACGACCAAGAAAAAGGGCCGAAAAUGUGAAGACCAAGAAGGUCAAUGUGUGGAGAAGUCAACAUGGGACAAAUGUGUGAUAGUCAGAGAAGAUGAGGAGCGCACAGACUGGAAGCACAGAGUACUUCGAGGUCGGCACUGCUCAUUGCUCCCCAUCCCCUUCCUGGUCAUCCUGUGUCUCAUUCUUCUCAUCACCACCAUCACUAGCAGAACCUCCUGUACAACCAGUGACGGAAGUAGAUCAGGACCAUCGUCCUCAUCAGACUUGUUUUCUCCGUGUCCCGAUCCCUGGAUUCUUGUUACAAGGAAGUGUUAUUUCUUCUCAGAAAACAGAAAGAACCGCAAAGACAGCAAAGAAGACUGCGAGAAACGCAACUCUAGCCUGGCAACCGUGAAGGAGGGAACCAUACUGAAGCUGGUUAAUAUCACUGAACAGGAAUUCUGGAUUGGACUUGAAGAUCUUGGAACUUAUCACCAGGAUAAACCCUGGUCAGGACGAUGGGCCGAUGGAAGCACUCAAGAAUUACCCAAAGGAUCAGGAAAUUGUGCAAAGAUGAAGGGUGGCCUCCACUUACACAACUGUCAGUCUGACCUGCACUGGAUCUGUGAGAAGGAGAUUUCGGCUCAAUAAAGAGCACACAAGGUCGGCCGGCGCCUGCACAAAACUCUGAUGGAUCCACCGCCAAAUGGAUCCAGUCUAAUACGCUGGUCUUUAAAAAUGCGCACUAUAGUCCAUAGCUUCCAGUGUGUCAUCUCCACAUCACCAGAGCGCACACAUAGUCCAUAGCUUCCAGCGUGUCCUCCCCACAUCACCAGAGUGCACACAUAGUCCAUAGCUUCCAGUGUGUCAUCUCCACAUCACCAGAGCGCACACAUAGUCCAUAGCUUCCAGUGUGUCAUCUCCACAUCACCAGAGCGCACACAUAGUCCAUAGCUUCCAG